Messenger RNA from Rhincodon typus (whale shark), 961 nucleotides. Its product is annotated as glucose-fructose oxidoreductase domain-containing protein 1-like. Gene Ontology annotation, molecular function: nucleotide binding. NCBI's taxonomy places the organism in Eukaryota, Metazoa, Chordata, Chondrichthyes, Orectolobiformes, Rhincodontidae. The record is from RefSeq and is a predicted model, not a curated record. The transcript is spliced from 2 exons. Bases 289 to 582 code for a protein of 97 amino acids.
CGCAGGCCCGGCGAUUCGAUCUAGAGGGCGGUGCAGAACAGCAGAAGGUGGCAGCGUUAUUCUUAGCACUUCGAGCUCUCCCCACACACGCACACAGACACAGGGCUGGCAGGAAGUGUGUGCCGGAACGCAACUACAACUUGUUGGCUUUCACCUACUUUUGGGAAAGAAGGAACGUUAUCUGAGGCAAGGACAUGGGAGAAAUGGCCGAGAGGUAACUCCUCAUGUUGACUGUCCCAAUAAUGUUUCACUAGGUGGAGAGUGAGGAGCCGUUCUCCUUCAGUCACCAUGCUGCCCGGCGUCGGUGUGUUUGGCACCAGUUUGACAACCAGGGUCAUCAUCCCUCUGCUCCAGAGCCAAGGCUUCCCGGUGAAAGCUCUGUGGGGGAGGACGCCAGAAGAAGCAGAGGAACUGGCGAAGGAGAUGGACGUUCCUUUCUACACCAACAGGAUCGACGAUGUCUUGCUGCACCAGGAUGUGGAUCUGGUUUGCAUUAACCUGCCGCCUCCGCUGACUCGCCAGAUCGCUGUCAAGACGUUGGUUUUCGCUCAAACUUCCCUGAUAAAGGGAACUCUUCUGUAGGAAGGCGGCAUUGAUGGGCUCUGGAGCAGUAGCGACAUCUUCAGAGGCAGCGUGGCUACAGAUUCGGCCAGCUUGUGAAGCUUGGAACGGGACUUUCACUUCCAUGUGGAGUGGGCCUCUGGAAGCGGCAUGACAUGGGCUGGUGAAGCUCUGAGCGAGACUCUGGCGGCUGCGUGGCAUGAGCUGGGAAGCCUGGAGUGGGAUUGUAGCAGUGGAAAAGGAAAUGUUGGACUCUCUUUAAGUUAUCUUUCUUUGCUUUUUGUUUUAUUUUAAGUUAAUGUGAAUGGAGCCAUUGCAUGGCAAUGGUACACACUUUUCACUGUAUUUUAUAUUAAAUGCCCAUGACAAUAAAUGAUUCAAUUCAAUUCAAUUCUUCUAA